Candidozyma auris is the source of this 1362-nucleotide messenger RNA. RefSeq names its product kynureninase. NCBI's taxonomy places the organism in Eukaryota, Fungi, Ascomycota, Pichiomycetes, Serinales, Metschnikowiaceae. Bases 1 to 1362 code for a protein of 453 amino acids. Gene Ontology annotation, biological process: NAD+ biosynthetic process. The record is from RefSeq and is a predicted model, not a curated record. The transcript has a single exon. Gene Ontology annotation, molecular function: kynureninase activity; pyridoxal phosphate binding. Gene Ontology annotation, cellular component: cytoplasm.
AUGGCCUCCUCAGAGCAGUUACCGACUUUCAAACCUUUAUUUCAGGUCCCCACUUUCAAAAGUUUAGGACUCGAUCCACCUGCUGGCUUCCAUGAUGAGUCCUCCUCCGUUUACCUUGCUGGUAACUCUUUGGGCCUCAUGCCAAAGGCUACCAGACAAGCUUUGGCCGAUGAGCUAGAUGCCUGGGGAGCAAGAGGUGUAGAAUCGCAUUUCAAUCAUCCUGGGGAAAGAGCUGGGAAAACUUCGUGGGUCGACAUUGACCUUCCGCUAGUGCAGCCAUUGGCAAAACUUGUGGGGGCAACAGAAAAGGAAGUAGCAGCCAUGGGUACCUUGACCUCCAACUUGAACGCGUUGCUCACAUCUUUUUACAAGCCAAGUGGUAAGAGAACAAAGAUCAUGUUCGAGAGACACGCAUUUCCCUCAGACUACUACGCUUUUCUCAAUAUGGUCAAGUUGCAUGGCUAUGACGAAAGUCAUUUGAUUCAACUUGCGGUCGCUCCUGGGAAGCAUUAUUUAGAGACGGAGGAAAUAAUAGAAGUGAUAGAGAAGGAAGGCGACGAAAUAGCCGUUAUUUGUUUUCCUGGUGUUCAAUACUACACUGGCCAGUUCUUCAAGAUACCUGAAAUCACAGCUGCUGCUCAAAAGAAGGGAAUUGUAGUCGGCUGGGACUUGGCUCAUGCCGUGGGUAAUGUGCCCCUAAAACUUCAUGAAUGGAAUGUGGAUUUUGCCGUAUGGUGCUCCUAUAAAUAUCUCAAUUCGGGCCCCGGAGGCAUUGCAGGGAUAUUCGUACACGAGCGCCACACAAAGAACAACUCAAAAGUGAAUUAUCCUCCAAGACUCGCUGGAUGGUGGGGGAAUAAUGCUGCUGAAAGAUUUAAGAUGCUUGAAGUCUUUGACCCAAUCAACUCUGCCCUCUCCUAUCGUCAAUCUAAUCCGCUGGUGAUUGACUGUGUUGCAUUGAAGAGCUCUCUUGAUGUUUUUGAACUAGCGGGAGGGUUGGACAAUCUUAGAAAAACUAGUGUUUCUUUGACUGGCUGCUUGCUAACGCUUUUGAAGGGCAGCAAAUACUACAUCGAAGAUCCGCUGGACAAUGCACUGUUGGGAUUCAAGAUCUUGACUCCAUGUGAAGAAAGUGAGAGAGGAUGUCAACUUUCAGUGUUAUUCCAACCGCAUGAUGACGACAGAAGCAAGAAUGUUAUGGAACAGGUAAACGAGUACUUACACAAGCAUGCAAUCAUUUGCGACGAGAGGAGACCCGAUGUUAUUCGUAUUGCACCCACACCAUUGUACAAUACUCUUGAGGAUGUGAGAGUCGUGGUAAAGAGAAUAGUUGAGGCUUUAGAUGAGCUUUCGAGAAGCUAG